UGAUAACACACACCACUUGCAGAACACACUGUCCUCUCUGUAGGCGGGGUCAGAGUUCAACAGACGGAGCAGACGAAUAACGGAUUAGCAUCUUGGGUGUCUCGCCUUCUUUGGUUCUACAACCGUUUUCAUUAUUGCUAAAUGCAUGGAAGCUAGCUACGUUAGCUCUACCUUGUAAAGUGGUGACAGAGGUGACUAGCGUGCCAAGGAUCUGGGAAAUAUUACCCUGUUUUGUUGGCCCUCCUUACCGCAAGCAUUUGUAAACUGGUAGCGAUACACUGCUCUCAACUCAGAGGGACAAUUUCAUCACCGGAACCAUGGAGGAACGCUUUAGCUAAGGUGGCUAACGUUAGUCCCGCUUUCAGUUUCAGUGUUUCUUCAGCUGCUGGUAUGUCACUAAACUAUGUAUAAAGAAAUAAUCGCCAAUAUCAGAGAACCAGAGCACUUUCAGCAGUAGCAGCACGUUUAGCAGGUUCCGUCAUGAAAAACUAAGCAGCUGUCAACCAUCCUGACGAUUCAUCUGCCUGCCCAAACCUUGGUGGCCAAGGUCAAGUGGCUACAUCCACGGACAAUGUGAAAAUACACCAUGUUAAAUGGGAUGCAAGGUCUACUGUAGAGGAUAUCUUAUUUGUUUUCAGGAAAACUAUUUGAAACGUGUGUAGCCUAAACGGGUGCAUCAAUGAACGAGGAACCACGUGAGAGCCCUUUACCUGGCAGAGAGCCUGUGGAAAAAGAUGUGGUACAAAGCACAGAGAAGAGCAGCUGUGAAGCAGAAAACUCCGCUGAGGUAGAACCAACACAGGAGCCUCUGGCGUCCUCAUGCAGUCUCGAAACAAAGGGAAACUCCAGCUCCGAUCCUGUAAAGGAAACUCCAGGAGAUGAAGCGGAGGAGGCUAAGGCCACUGGUGGGGAGCCUCCUGUUGACUGGUUCGAGCCACUGGAGGAUGAUGAUGAUGGCUUUGGUAGGAAUGAUCCAGAGGAAGAAAGCCUGGCAGGAGAAAGUGAAAGGAGUGAGAGUGUGGCAGACAGCGAGAAGACCUUCAGAAGGAUUUAUCAGCUUCAGCUUCCCCGCCGUAAGCGAUCACAUCCAGAUGAAGGAUGGGAUGACUGGCCAGUACUUGGAGAGGGUUGGAAACGCAAAGAAGUUGUCCGGCGCUCAGGUUCUAGCAUAGGACAGAAGGAUGUCUAUUACCUGAGUCCACGUGGUGAUCGAGUGAGAAGUCGAGUAGAACUGAUUUCAGUGCUGGAGGGAAUGUUUGACUUGUCAACCUUUGAAUACAAGUCAGGAAAGUUCCUAGAUGGUCAAGCACCACCCAUAAGAAUUCGAAACCGAGCAAAGAAAAAAAUCCGGGAGCGUUCUUCCUCAGAGUCCAGCUGGAUGGAGAGAGGAGAAGGGGCCGACACUCCAGACUCCUACCACAGGCUCACCCCCAGCGUGGGGCCCAAAAACCUCUACUCCAACCAGUCAAGUUUCUCCUUGUACAGUACAAUAGGAACUCCAAACGAAGGCUCUCGCAAUGAGAAUCCACCAGCGGAAGAUAAAAUUAAACUUCCCCUUCCCUCAUCAUCCAGAGCACUUCCACUUCCCUCCGUAAAUGGAGAAAUUGGGUCCGAGGACAGCACACUGGUCUGUGCCAGAUGUGGUAUUUCCUUCACAGGCACGUGGUAUGACAAACAAAGGAAGAGGCCCUGCUGUCCCAGCUGUUGGGCAGCCUCAAAGACAAAAGAGCAUCCGAUGGUUCGUUUCAGAAAGUGGAUUCCUUGUGGACAGUGUGUGGGAUGCCACAACACAGUGAACUGUGGGCAGUGUGCCAACUGCAAGCAUGGACAGCAGAGCAAAGAGUCCCGGAAACGCCUAUGCCGGAAACGCAAAUGUAUAUGUCCUAUUCGCAAGGACCCUGGAAGUGGAGCCUUCCUGCUGCAGAGGCCUUAUAAUGACAUUCCGGAAACGUUUGAUGACAGCAUGAGUUUCCAGAGUGAAGUUACAGACUCACAGCACCCGAGUCUCAAAAGCAGCGACACGGAGAACUUCUCCGUCAACGUGGACGUUGACGAUGAGGAUGACAUGUCAACUGACGAUGAUGAUGAUCAGUGGCAAACCGAGUUUUCCAGGGCCAGGUGUUUAGUUCUUGACAGGUGGCAUAAGAAGCGGAAGCGACGGUCCUGUGGAGAAUGCAAAGCCUGUCUCUGCAGGAAAGACUGUGGCACAUGUGAUUUCUGUAUAGACAAACCAAAGUUUGGAGGCAGCAACAAGAAGAGGCAAAAGUGUCGACUACGUCAGUGUCAGAGACAGGCAAUGAGACACUUGCUGCCUUUCCAGAUGGGACAAGCGGAGUAUGGGCCAGAUGGCUCAAUGCUGCCGGGCAGGCCUAGACCUCACUACACAUACAGUCGGAAGUCCGGUUUAAAGAAAACCAAAGGACCGCUAUCUGGCUUGGACUUAACUGACAAUGAAGAUGAGGACAGUAACUUCCAAGCAAUGAACUGGAGCUCUGAACCUGCUAGUGGUAGCAAACACACGUAUGAACUGAAUGUGAGAAACCAAUCAUCUAUGCAGUUGAAUUAUUUGGAUUUCAGACAGCAGAAUGGACUGACUGACAGAGUUCCUCACUUCAGCAACCACAACAACUCUGAACUAGACCAGCUAAGCAGAUGGGAUGCAGACAAAUCACACGCAGGUAGAGAUGUUGCAAAGCAUGGUGAAGUAGAAGAUGAAGAAGAGGAAGAAGAAGAAGAGGAGUUCCCCAUGAUCACACAGAUCUUCAGUUUGGCUGAUAACCCAUCUGGGAGUGGUGCGGACAUGGAAAACCAGCUAAUGAAACUGCUACACUCUUUGCGCUCCACUGUAAUGCCAAUCCUAUGGUAUGCCAUCAUGGUGGAGGGCCCACAGAUACAGCUCAUCCAGUGUUGUAAACAGUCCAACCUGACCGACGCCAUGGUGCUGAUCGACCCAGGCUUCUGCUAUCAAGUCACCGUCCAAAAGCAGCCGCUGCUCCCCACCCACCCUCUCUACGACAACUACCCAGCCCACUUAACCUCUGUGACUGAUGUGAUCAAUCUGCUUUUGGGCCUGGAGAAGUACGUUGUGUGCCAGGGACUGCCCCCCAAAGAGCCUUUAUCUAAUACAGACCCAAUAAUACUGGAGCGGGCAUCAACAUGUGAUUUCUUGGUUAAGAGGAAUGUGAGCAGAUGUACUAACUGCAGAGCGCUGCAAGGACUUUAACUUCAGCAGAGACAGAAGGAGAUCUGUGACCACAGUGGAGACCACUGGUUCUCUGGACAACUUUGUGCUGUUUUCUUAAUACUAUUUCAGUUGUUCUUUUGGUGAUAAUAUAUAUAUGAAAUCUUUACAGAUUUACCUCCAGUGUGGACUGUAAUAGGAGGAUUUGAUUAUUUGAAGAAUCACCAAAGGCAUUCCAGGAGCUGUAAUAUUAUAAGCAAGGUGUGUUUCUUCCCAGAUGUCUUCUGUUGAUCUUGGUGUAGGGCUUCUCUUCAUGACUGUUACUGUAUGUCAGAUGUUGGGCAGUGAUGGGUAGAGCUGAAAUCCAUUAGCCCACUGUGUGGUUAGUGUUCUGUUGGUUGAUUGACACUCUUACUUGAGGAAUUGAUAAACCAAACCCCCCAUCAUAUACUUUCUCCAAAUUGUCUCUUUUUCUCAACCCAUGACCCAAAGGAAGCUAAAAUUCUGAGCAAUUAAUCCUCUUAUCUUUUCACCAGCAACAUUGGACACUGGGUCAGCAGUGUUGUCAUCUAAUCUAAUGGAGGUAACCCGCUUUUGGACACAGUCAUUUCCCACCUCUUUCAUGUUGUAGUGAUCACAAUAUAAUUUACUCUAUCAGUUGAAGUUUGCUUCACUUCAUUUUUUUUGUUUUGUUAUAUUCACCCCAAAACAAGUGUUAUUGAACGUGUUGCUCAAUUGAGCAACACGUUCAAUAACACUUUUUUUCCCGUGCUAUACUGGCAGUGUUUAUAAAAAUGUAUUCAUCGCCAUGUGCACUUAUGCUUUUCUAUUUGAACCUCAGUUGGGUGUAAAUAAAUAAAUAAAUAAAUAAAUAAGAAGCAAAAGGUGGAA
This is a messenger RNA of Perca flavescens (yellow perch), 4072 nucleotides long. RefSeq names its product methyl-CpG binding domain protein 1b (gene mbd1b). The record is from RefSeq and is a predicted model, not a curated record. NCBI's taxonomy places the organism in Eukaryota, Metazoa, Chordata, Actinopteri, Perciformes, Percidae. Gene Ontology annotation, biological process: negative regulation of transcription by RNA polymerase II; DNA methylation-dependent constitutive heterochromatin formation. Bases 680 to 3223 code for a protein of 847 amino acids. The transcript has 18 exons. Gene Ontology annotation, molecular function: zinc ion binding; methyl-CpG binding. Gene Ontology annotation, cellular component: nucleus.